AUGCACACUGAUUAUGUAUAUUUAUCUGACAGCGUCCAUCAUCAGAGAGUGAGGACGACUUUCAGCUCCCAUCAGUUAGAGGAGCUGGAUAGAGCGUUUGAGCAUAGUCACUACCCAAAGAUCCAGACGAGUGAGCUGCUGGCCUCCUGCACCAGACUGUCUGAGAACCAGAGCCAGAACCGCAGAGGAGGACUAGAGAUGGAUGUGGAAGGGAGAACCAAUCCAGCAGCAGAUCCUGAACCAGCAGGAGCCCACGUAUCAGCAUGACUGUCUCAACACCUGGCUCUCUGUUGGCAGUCUGCUCCCUGUACAGAGCACACACCUCCUGCUCUUGGCUCCAGCUUACCGUGCUCACCUCCAGCCCUUCUGGAUAGACACUCAGCCCUGUCUAGAAGCUCCCUUGGUGUCCCUGGUUCCACCACAGCAUGUCUUUUAUUCCAGGAU
Molecule: messenger RNA, 444 nt
Organism: Dicentrarchus labrax (European seabass)
Lineage: Eukaryota; Metazoa; Chordata; Actinopteri; Moronidae
Product: retina and anterior neural fold homeobox protein 2-like
Exons: 3
Coding region: 1-267 (88 amino acids)
Biological process (GO): regulation of transcription by RNA polymerase II
Molecular function (GO): RNA polymerase II transcription regulatory region sequence-specific DNA binding; DNA-binding transcription factor activity, RNA polymerase II-specific
Source: RefSeq, a predicted model, not a curated record